Messenger RNA from Marchantia polymorpha subsp. ruderalis, 2906 nucleotides. The record is from the annotation of a GenBank genome assembly. Lineage: Eukaryota; Viridiplantae; Streptophyta; Marchantiopsida; Marchantiales; Marchantiaceae.
GUCGGCUCGAGAUCAGAAUCUUCGAAGAUUGUGCCUGAGGAUAUCAUCCGGCUGACUGAGUUCAAGGAGGGAGGGUACUCCGUCGGGCAGACAAUAAGUUGUGCUUCUUCUGUAGCGUGACCCACAUUUGCCACCAAGUUGUAGAAGGUGGUAUCUGUCAGCCGAUUAAAGUCCCGCUUCGAGAGACGGCGUUGAGGACCAAGGACCUACGAUUUUGGUCGUCGUGGGAGUGGCUGGUAAGUCUGUUGCUCGAUUGAACAUUUAAUGAUCGACAGCAGGUGAGAGCAGAUCGAAGGCCGGGCAGAAUGUCAAUCUAAGCUGAGCGUGGCACGUCGAGGAACUGAGGCUUGAGCGAUUCAGUCACCGCUGCAUCAGCUGGAGCUCGACAUCGAGUAAUCGAGCUCCAGCCAUGGACGCCGGAGAGAAGCGUCGUGGUGUUGUGACAGAUGAUGAGCGCCUGGUCGCUCGAUUAUCGUGGAAAAACUUGUCCGCUUACAUCGAUAACGACGUGCGGAUUCUUCAUGACCUUUCAGGCUAUGUUGAACCGGGACGCAUCUGCGCUAUCAUGGGCCCUUCUGGAUCAGGGAAGUCCACUCUUCUCGAUUCUCUUGCAGGAAGAAUAUCGAAGAAUAUCACGCUGACCGGGGAUAUCAGGCUCAAUGGCAGGAGCACUCGAGUUUCUUAUGGCACUGCGAACCAACAUCUGGAGGCUUACAGAUGGUGCGACCCUCUAAUAUUUUCCGUCCCACGGAUUGGCUAUAACAGGCGUACCUUGCACAAGAAUGUGACCUCUUGGGGACGCUGACAGUCAAGGAAACUAUAUACUAUUCGGCCAAGCUGAGACUUCCAAGCAGUACAACUACGAAAGACAUGGAUCGUAUCGUAAAGAGCACUAUCGAGGAAGUAGGUCUGCAAGACUCCAUCAAUACUCCGAUCGGAAACUGGCAUCAGAGAGGUCUGAGUGGUGGUGAGAAGAGAAGGGUGAGUAUCGCAAUCGCUCUACUCACCCGGCCUCGGCUCCUGUUCCUCGACGAACCUACGAGUGGAUUAGACAGUGCCUCUUCGUUCCACGUUGUGAGCACGCUGAGAAAUUUGGCCCACGAUGGACGCACCGUGCUGUGUUCGAUACAUCAACCGAGCAGCCAGGUCUUUCAGCUAUUUGACAUCCUCUGCUUGCUCUCCGGUGGCAAACAAAUAUACUUCGGAGAUCUGCCGGGCUCACUCACGUUUUUCAAGGAGGCUGGCUACCCUUGCCCAUCGCUGCAGAACCCAGCUGAUCAUUAUCUUCUAUGCGUCAACUCCGACUUCGACAAAGUUCAAAAGUCUUUGCAAACUAUCCUCGAGCACCGCAAAGAAGAGGGGCAUGCAUUCGACGAAGAAGAAGCAGUGGCCCAUGUCCCACAGUUCGAGAGCGUGGCAGCAGUAGUCAGAAGCUUGACACAUGCAUACUCCGAAUCACAAAACAAGCUCGAAGUAGAAUCGCACAUUCAGGAAAUGAAUAAAGCGGAAGGACCAUUGCUGAGUUCCAGUGGCAGUGAGGCCAACUUCUUCACGCAGGUUUAUACGCUGACCAUGAGAUCAUUCACGAAUAUGAACCGGGAUUUCGGAUACUACUGGCUGAGGCUGGGGAUGUACAUCGUGCUCACCUUAGCUAUUGGUACCAUAUUCUUCAAAGCAGGAUACUCAUACACUGCGAUCGCGGCCCGAGCUGCUUGCGUGUCAUUUGUAGUCGCCUUCCUCACGUUCAUGUCGGUCGGAGGUUUUCCGUCGUUUAUCGAAGAUAUGAAGGUAUUCACGAUGGAGAGAUUGAAUGGACACUACGGCGUGGCUGCGUUCGUGUUAGGAAACACUCUUUCGUCGGUUCCCUUUCUGCUCCUGAUUUCGCUCAUUUCCACGGUCAUUGUCUACUUCCUCGUGGACCUACACCAUGGCGCAGAAUACUUCUUCUACUUCGUCCUGUCACUGUUUUCCUGCCUUCUGGUCGUGGAGAGUCUCAUGAUGGCCAUUGCAAGCCUGGUUCCCAAUUUCCUGAUGGGCAUCAUUAUCGGCGCCGGAAUUCAGGGCAUGUUCAUUCUCGUUGCAGGUUUCUACAGACUCCCGGACGAUCUACCUGAUCCUGUCUGGCGCUACCCUAUGUUCUAUAUAGCCUUCCAUCCAUACGCAUUUCAGGGAAUGUUGCAAAACGAUUUUACUGGCCUGACUUUCGAAAACAUCAACGGGCCCAACGAGCCGCGAGUCGCCAGCGAUUAUAUUCUCAAAGAAUUGUACCAAGUUUCGACGGGGCGAAGCAAAUGGUGGAAUCUGGCAAUUCUUCUGCUGAUGGCUGCACUCUAUCGGAUCAUUUUCUACGUUCUUAUCAGAUUUGGAGAAACUACUCUUCCAGCGAUUCGAGCGUGGGUUUCUAGAAAGCUGUAUUUUAGCUCGCGUGCUGUACCUGCCAAAGACAGUAUAAUAUCAGCGAUGGAGAGUCCGAUCAGAGGGUCAUAGCAGAUUGAGUUUCACUGUGAAGUGUAGACUUCCUGUACAUCGGAGUUAGACUAGUGCAAUACGGUUGCAGAUUGGGUAGGUCGGGGUUUGCUCGUUUUGCAGCAAUUGAGAGAAAUUGAUCUCAGAGCCAAGUGGAUUGUAAAAACUUUGUGAAUGUCCACCGAGAAAGAAAAUGUACAGCGGACGGGGUUUUUGCCCUGAAUCUUGUAUAGAGCCAUAGAGCGGUGGUCCUGAUUGGAAUGGAGGUACAUUUGAAAGAAAACAUAGAUUAUAUUUUCCUCACUUGAAGUUGUAAACUCAUUCCAUGCCCUGUUAAUUUAGCAGAUAAAGUGCCGAACAGUAGGUUACAAAUUUUUCAAUUCUCUGACUUUAUUAUUGCCAGAAUGUUAUUGGCUUUAAAGAUAUUAUUUUCGGCUUUC